Messenger RNA from Porites evermanni, 7788 nucleotides. The record is from the annotation of a GenBank genome assembly. Lineage: Eukaryota; Metazoa; Cnidaria; Anthozoa; Scleractinia; Poritidae.
GACAAGCCUUAAAAAUUCCCCUUUGGUUGGAUUCAGCUGAGGGAAACAAGUGUUGUAAAGGAAGUGGGCUUAAAAGGUUGAUGAAACAGGUCUGUCUUAGUUUUUAGUAGUUUUCACUGCGCGCCGGGCAAUAAGCAAUGUUUUGGCAGCGGCCUUUUUAGCUGGUUUAAAAUUUUACUAUUUGAAUUUGUGAAGCCCACGUGCCUUGUCAACUGCCUUGAAAAACUUGUCCUCAGGUCGAGAAAGAAAUAUUAGUUAUAAAAACAUAAACAGACAGUGUCUGUGUCGGGGAGGUAUAAUCAAAAAUAGUUUUGGUAAUGCCAUUAAUGAGAGUAACUUCCUAUGAAAAAAAAAAAAAUUACCGACUCAGCUGCCGACUAACAUCCUCUCUUUAUUUGAAGCCACUUGCAAAUUACUUCUUUCACAACGCUUGCAAGGAAGGUGGAGGACGUCUACAGAUCUUUCACGCAGUCAGGCCCUGUCAAGCUACACUGAAGUAUUAAAAAAAGGAGUAUUUAUAGCCGCGUUUGCCUUGGUAGGACGCCAUGAUUUCAGCCAUUGCGGAUACAUGUUCUGUUCGUUUGGACAAAACUAACAAAAAAGUGUACAGAUUCCGUGCUUUAGUAUUUCAUCAAGGUAAGCCGUUACUGUACACUGACAUCAGUCAAUGUAGCCUGCGUAGCAAGCGCUUGGAAGUAGUGGGCGCAAGGAAGAACGAGCACGAGAGAGGUAGACACGUUCCAUGUUUCUUGGGCCUGCUGCUACGCAUGUUACAGUCAAUGUCGUUUACGUUUUUCCGGUUGCUCAACUCGACUAAACGCUUUUCAGUCGAGUUGCGAAACCGGAUUCAGUAUGGAUUGAAAGCGAAAGCCUAGGGAGAGAACAGAGCGAAACAGAGAACGGCAUAGAAACCAGUAAGGUUUAAAAGGCACAAAUUUAGGAACAGAGGAGUGUUUUAGACUGGAGCGGGAUUCCUCAUCGUAAAAAACCUCAAGUUACCGGAUAAAUCAAGACUGUACACGUAAAAGCCGUGGACAGCUUGACAGUUUUCAAGGAAUUUAGCAGCCAUAAACUUAAUUAGAACCUACGACAGUCAAGAACGCAUUUAAAUUAGCUCCCUAUUUUCGAGGUCCUACGAUGUUUUCACGGAUCUCAUAUUUUUUCUUUUUUUAAGGCUAAACGAACGCUCAACUCGUGCCACAGAGGUUACGGUUUUACACUUCCGGUUAGAGCACCUUGUCGCAUUUUUAGUGAGAUACAAAAAUUGUACUCUCUCGAUUUGUUCAGUUUAUAACUUUAUUAAUCCCUUUUGGACAAGUUGUAAAAUUGUGCCAAAGUUUCAACAGCACAGUAUGAGUAAAAUGUUUAAAAAAGUCAAUAUCUACUACUACAAACGUCAGCUUUUUCAAAAGAUGGUUGAUAUCGAGGACAAAAGCCUGAAAGGAUUUACAGCUUAUGCUUGCUUUGUGAUAAGGGAUACAUCAGUUAAACUAAUCUGUCUAAAAACGUGAAAGAUGCCGGCCAUCUAUGAAAAAUUUCAAAGAUAGCUGGUUUGUUUAAUGAAUUGUUUACGAUAUCAGAAAAUUGAUGAGAAAAAGAAAAAGAAAGAAGGCCCAAGGAUUUAAUAUAUUUUAAAAGAGGUGAGGUAAACACAGCUGACUCAAACUUAGAAAGGAGUAGGAUUGCCCAAUAUAAAUUUAAACCUACUGAUUAUUUACGGCAGCCAGAACCACCCCCUCUGAUAUUGACUAUCAGCUGAGCUGGCCUAUUUCAAUGCAUUGUUUUCGUUUGUUAUUUUAUUCAUUAGAAAACAGAAGAUCUGAUACCAGGAUUCAAAAUAUAUAAUUCAGAAGGAUGCCCCUGGUUACAAAAAAUUGAAAAUGUUCAGAGCUUUCGACGGAAAACAUCCAGGAAGUUAGGAAAAUUCGGUUUUUAUACUAAAUUUUUCGCUUUUUGCCUAUGGGGCUUAAACAAAACUCAAACUGCUUUUUUAAAAUUUCAUCAACAGUUUUUGUGAUGAUCACGUUUCGUUUGCAUAGCUAAAAUCUAUUUUUAAGGCGUUCUAAUUUCCCCGGUGGGGCAGGGGUGGGGGUACUCCCUUAUAUGGCCUAUACGGGGAUGUGCCGCUGGACAUGGUAUGGUUUUUGUCCUCUCAGUCCUAGACAGGGUACCUUAUUUAAUUUCGCCCUAGUGUGUCUUAAAGCAGGGUGUAUUAUUUCGUGCGUGCUGUCCCAACUAUAAACAGGGUAUUAGCUGUAUGACUGACUUGACUUGCUUCAUGAAGUUUGUUUGUACACCUGUCCAAGUCCAGGGGUCCAAGUAUACAAAAGCAACAACUAUAACGUGAAUUCGCUCUAUUUUAAUUGCAAAGACGGCGGGUAUUUUGUCCUUCGACUUCGACAGGGUAAUCAAGUUGAGGUUGUUUUUUUCUAAACAGUUUCAGGGUUUCGAAGCUUCAGCGGCUCACCUUUACCCAAAUACUGGUCGAGAACCCCCCCGGUCUAAUUUACUGUUAUCGGUGAGCUCAAACACAACUUUUAAGUUCUGCAUGCUGAGUUGGUCAUAAUCUAACGGACCAAAAGGCGGCGUUUUCCUUUUGAUUAGUGAUUCUAGAAGAUAAAUGAAGCAAUAAACAGCUGUCUUUAACAUCAGGAAAUUUAAUUGAUUUCAUCCCCAGCCAUUUAAACAUACAAGUGAUAAGCGCACUUUAAUAUUGCAUUAUUUUGGCACCUAUUGCAUAACCUGACCAAUAAAGUUACCAACAUCUUCACUUCGUUCACUAUGAAAAUACCGGAUGCAAUAUUUUCUUCGAACAAUAUUAGAGAGUUUUUAAAGCUUCACGUAUACCGCAAAGGGCAAACGUCAGAUUCAAGUUGAGAAUUUCUCAAAAUAGAAAAUAAGCAGAUAAAAAUAGCUCAGAAAAUUCUUUGGGUAAAAAAUUGCGUGAAACUACUAAUUUAUGUUUAGAAAUAAUGAACAGUAGGCGAUAAGCAAAGGGAAACCUUGGUCACAUGGUACAAAUUUUGACGUAAACGUGAGGAGAAUGCUGAAAAAAAUUACGGUGCGAGCAGUCUCUUAUUUUUCUGACUUUUCUUUUCAAAGUUACUGCACGCGAAAUCUAAGUGCGCGAGCCGCGAGAAAUGAGGGCGUAAGCCCGAGAAGAAAAAAAUAAGAGACUGUUGACUCAUUUGUCUACCAUUAAGCCCCAAUUAAGCCGACACCCUCGAUAAUGGUUUAGAAGCAUCUUGAAUGUUCAUGAAUGAAUGUUCUUUGUUGUCACAUCACAAAGAUGACGUAGCCUGCGUUGCAGCCAGGCAAGGCAUCGGCCAAGCCAUUGGUAUAGUCCAUUAACUAGUAUUGCUGGUUUGCACAUGACGUCACGGCCGCCAUGUUGGUGGUCAAAAGCAUUUCUCUCCUCCGAAAAAACUGAACUCUAUUUUUAUGUAAAAUUCUUCGAGAAAAAAUUAUAUUGUGUUGAUCUCCGACAUGGCCACCUCAUUACGUGGUUGCAAACCAAGAAUAGUCUAUACAAGAGGUUUAAAGUGUCUCCAACGAAGGCUGCGGUGACGAAGGUCACUUUUUCACCAGUUUAUAAGUAUAGAUUUUGAGUGGCUUUAGCGAUGAAAAAAAAGUCCAUUGAGUCUUUUUUCUCUCGUUGAAUCGAGGAAUAACGAGUCAGGUUUUAUCUUUGCUAUAGGAAAACUUAAAGUCCUAACAAAUAUUUCUGUUUUUCCACUAGAUGCUGAAGGAAAUAACAAGGAGGCAUAUCUGAAGCGGGAAAAUAGCAUCAAAGCUGAUGCUCCUCAGGCGCGUGUGAAAAGGUAAUUCGGUAGGCGAAAAUCAAAAGUAAAAAAAAGACAAACAAACAGAAAAGAGAACGAAGAAAAGAAAGAAAGGGGUGGGUGUUUCAUAUGCCACGGCGGUAAUUUGUAUUGAGAUAUUUUCGGAUGAAGACAAUGGCCAAUUAGUCUGCGAGCAUGCUCUCAAUUUGGGGAAUUCGAGAGAAGUCACGCGCGGUGAGCGGCACGCGUAGAAAUAUAUGGAGACUCUUUCUCUCGUUUCGCUACACAGACGAAUGGAGAGCUUGCUAGCAGGCAAGAAUUGUCGCAGGCUAAUGGUCAAUACAUAUCGAGAUUAGUCUUACGUGAUCCGCGUUCAAAGCUUUAAAUUUGUAAUUGCCUACUGGGUGAUUUUGAUAAUAAUUAUACCCCGCGGGUAACUGAGGAAACCAACUUAGGAAACCAAACUUGAGGCUGUAUAUUUUAGCUAUUAGUCAGCCGUUGUCAGUUGUUAAAAAAAACUCUAGUCAAACGAUGCUUGAUUAAAUAUCCCAGCAGCCCUUUGCAGCCCCUCCUUUAGCGAGUCUAGAAGAGAGACCUGGGCCCGUCCUUUAGGCCAAACUGGGGCUAUAUUUACCGGAUAGCACUUGCGCCUAGAAAUCAGAUUAAUUUCCAGGUCACGCCCCCUUAUCUUAGGGUCUGGAUGAGUGGGCUCCCACUUACUUGGAAUUAUUAUAAGUUCCUGGGAAAUUGCCCACCUACCCCUCCCCUAAGCCAGCAUUUUGCUUUAGUGAGAAGUAAGUGUUGAUGUUGGCUUAGAGGAGGGGUAGGUGGGCUGAAUCCACCACUGGUUUUACUAAGAUUUGACCCACCAUAAAAAGUCUCCGAAGAAAUCUUAAAAUACCGAAAGGAAUAUAAGAAGACCCCGAUGGACAAUCGAAUGAACGCGUUUAUAACUUAUGAUUUUUGAAUUUCGUGUUUCAGGGGAAUACUAUCCCGUCAACCAAAGACAGAAUGGAAAUGCGCAUACAAUGAACUACUAAAUGAAAGAAAGAAAGAAGAUAUUUUAGCCAGUCCCUUACGAAAACGAUCCAAAACAUCUCUGGAUGCUUCAAGUGACUGCGACACUUUGAGGAAAGAACGACAAAAAGUGCGGUUCAAAGAAUCAGAAACUUUGGAUUCGGAGGCGGAAACAUGUCCGACUUGUCUUCAAAUUAUCGCAAAAGACACAAAGGAUUACGACAGCCUCAUGGAUAAGUCUGUAAGUACUUUCUGUAUCGACGAUUCUUCUGGCCUGUGGCUGGCAUAGAGUUGUCCCAAGCCUCUGUUUCAAAGCAAGACUACUGCGAAGCUAUUGAUAUGGAAAUGAUUUUUAUUCUAACGCAAAAAAAAAACUCAUUUUCACAAGAGAAGUUUUGCAAUUAGUUACCCUCGUUUUGAAAGUGAGAAUUUUUGGAACUCGGAUACUCGGAUAUGGCUCCGCGCCAGUUGUUAAGGACGCUAAAAACUCUUCUUCUUCUUUUUUUAGACGUUCGAAAAUCCUAGGAGAGGUAAGCAAGCAAGAAUUUUACAAAAAAUGUUCCGAAAAUUCUAGAUCUCAAAUCGUCUUCCGAACAGAUAUUUUCGGAAAAUUGACGUUGGGUGCUCCUGAUCUGACCAAUUGAUUCAUUUCUAUAUGCUCCCUGGCGUGAUUGAGAGCCGAAAUUCCCUAAUGCUACAAUCUAUGGAUGAAUCUAUUACAAUCUAAUCUUAACUUGGGUGCUGUCUCCAGAAUUAGAUUGCAGGAAAAUGCACGUAAAUUUGACACAUUGAGCGAGUUUUAUUAGUGAGGUUUUUGCUGUCGUCACGGGCGUCCGUUGUUGCUGAAACACCAAGCCCAUAAAAAACAGACGACAGGCUCUGGGGAUGGAAAUAAAGUCUGGACGCUUCCGGCAGAUAAACUCUACAGCCUUUAAUACUUCAGUGCAAUUUGGUGCAUAAUUCAAUUCUAUUAUUCAUUCUAUCUCCUUUCUCAUCAGAAAGAAGAGCUAGUUACAAUGAUCAUAAACCUCAACAUCAGUCGGCAGAACCGAAAUAUAAGAAGGAGGAAAAAUGGAUACAGUCCGACAGACAACGAUAUCGCUCAAUUGUAAGCAAUAUUUACUCUUACCCUCUCAAUAAUUAUAGCCUUUCUUAGGCUCUCUGUUAGCUGGGACGAGCAAAAUAAGCGAGGGUCUGGAAAAAGCUUAUAGGUGGUACAGGCAUUAAGUACAGGCAGUACUAACCACUGUAUCUUUCCCAUGGUGCCCCGCGCUCUUUUUUUCCGCGCGAUGGUGCCGCCUGGGAACAUGGUACAGACUGCACUACCGGUGCAGUUAGUAAUCGCAGUAAUUAAUAUCGAGUGUGGUAAGACCCUCAAAAUUUGCAAGAGGGAAACACAAGAUCUUCUCGGUAUGAGUUAAUCUAAAGAGAGUGACUUUCGAAGAUUCGAAAUAUUAUCUUCUCUUGCUGGAUUAUUAAAGCAGUUUAACGUUAACGGCAACACCAGUAAGCUUUUCGUAUGGCAUUGUCAGUGGACCAUGUCUUCCCGCACUUUGCGUAAGAGUUUCUUCGUCUUUUAGCCAAAGUCACUUUCAGAUAUUUCGUCCUUGGCAUUUUAUCUAGCCUGCGUAUCAAACGUUUCCGCGCGAGUUCGUCGAGAAAGUGGGGUUGAGAGUACUCUUUUCUGCUUCCUCACCCUCUUCGAUCUUCCAUUUCUUUUGCUCUUGCUCCAACGUUGGCGUAAUAACUCGAUUGGGAACGUUUGCUCCAUAGGCUACAUGUUAUCUUGUCUCAUGUGGACAGAAAACGACCAUUUCCUAUUCAGUCAUAAAGGACAACCUGUGAAGUGCUUUGUAUCGUCCCUUCUUGUCACCAGAGCCUCGUCGCCAGGGUCUUAUGGCUGCUCAUGACUCGACAGAAGCUCCGCAACUGCGUUCCCAGGGUCCUCUCCUACUUGUGCUCCGGAGCGAGAGAAGGAAAGAGUGGGUAGGACGAGUAGGAGAGGACCCUGGGAACGAGGUUAGAAGUUCCGGGUUUUCCUUAGUCAUGCACAGAGAGAAGAGCUCUGGUGGCGCGAAUGCGUAAAGUCUAACUAGCCUCCUGGCGUCCCUUUUUAAGGAGUCUUUAAGUAAAACAACAACGGCAACGCACGCGCAAGCAUUCGGAGUUACGAAUUAUGAAUUACAAUUGACUAUAUAUUCUACUGACUCUGUUGGCAGAAAGCAACUGGACAUUAGCAAUACAGAACAAUCGCCAAGUACUAAAACGAAGCCAACAAGAGCAAGACGGAAACUGGGAAGAAGUUGCAGGCUGACAUCGAUAUAGACAAAGGGAUUCCGGAAGUUCGGAAGUUAAUUGAGAUGUGAAAGAACCCUGAGGAAGAGUGACAUCAAACACUUCAGAGGGCAGAGGUUGAUCAUUGUGUGACCAAUUGUGUAUACAAUAAAUUUUCUAAGCCCUCUAAGUAUUUAAUCUUUAGCUUUGUCUCUUUUUUGGUUGCCGUCACGUGGGCUCGAUCUGCGCCGCUGUCUCCGGUCCCCCCCUGAGAAGAGACGGGGAGGAGGGCGGGCUCGUUUCCUGAACAGCGGCUGGAAAUCCCGCCAAAUUCCAACCUCCAGUUUCAUUUGUUUUUCCCAGCACGAGACUCCCUCGUUUCAGGGUCCAUUGCUUCUGUUGUUUACUGUUUUCUCAUCCAAUCCGGUUAGCUGUUCCGAGAGCUUUCGGCCGGCCUUUUCUUGAAGUUGUUAAAUUGCGAUACGUGGUACAUCUACAAUGGGCGGAUAUUUGAAGAUUAUUUAAUUUCUAACUGAAAGAACAAAAUGAACAUGCUUUGUAUAUAGUUGCAAUGUUUAAUAAUAAUAAUAAUAAAAAAAUGACAGAAAAAGGAAUUAAUUUAUUAACCACCUUCAGAAGGGUGUGUCUAGUUAACACUCUGUGCAGGUGUAAAGAGGAAUAAUAAAAUAUGAAAACCAACGUUUUUGUGCUAGAG